CAGACACAUGUGCAGGCACUCCUCCGGUACACACCGACAGUGAAACGGCUCCGUGUGUCCGCGCAGCUCCGUGCAUUUCCGGGUGGUGCGAGGCUGCUCCGGUACAUCCCCGUUAUCAUCAGUCGGUUGAGCCUCGCUGCUCCAUCCAGACACCGCAGCCACACACAGAACCGAGCACCGACCGACACACAUCUAUAAUUAAUGCGUUAUAGCUGAGAGCCAAAGCAGGGGGCGGGGGGGCGGCAGCGGGCAGGAGAUAUGGCGGCGUCGCUUCUCUCCGAGACCGACAUCAGGAAAGCGGCUCCAGGAGUGGGUGUGUGUGAUUCUGUGCCUCUUCCUUUUCAUCAUCAACUUCUCCUUCCUUCUCCUGCACUUCUCCACUGUUCACAUCUACAAGAUCAUCCUCGGCAUCGUGCUAGGAAUAGUGACAGCAGACUUUGCAUCGGGGAUGGUACACUGGGGGGCGGAUACCUGGGGAUCUGUGGACAUCCCUGUUAUUGGCAAGGCAUUUAUCCGUCCAUUCAGGGAGCACCACAUCGAUCCAACCGCCAUCACUCGCCACGACUUCAUUGAAACCAAUGGCGACAACUGUAUGAUCCCCAUCCUACCACUGGCUCACAUGGCCUACAAGUUCCUCACAUGCACACCAGAGGACUUGGCAGCGUCCUAUCCCUGGGACUGCUACGUCUUCGCCCUGGCGGUUUUCGUGACACUGACCAAUCAGAUUCAUAAGUGGAGCCACUCCUACUUCGGCCUCCCGCGCUGGGUCACGCUGCUCCAGGAUUGGCAUCUGGUGUUGCCACGGAAACACCAUCGCAUCCACCAUGUCUCGCCGCAUGAGACAUACUACUGCAUUACUACAGGUUGGUGUAACUAUCCACUGGACCAGCUGGGCUUUUGGAGACGGAUGGAGCAAUUGAUCCAGCGACUUACAGGGCAGAAACCGCGAUCAGAUGACCUGGCGUGGGCCAAGAAGACCGACAGAUAAACACACAAACGCACAAACGGAAGCAUGGACAGACCAGCUUGCAGAUGCAACACACACACA
This is a messenger RNA of Morone saxatilis (striped sea-bass), 1048 nucleotides long. RefSeq lists its product as uncharacterized. Lineage: Eukaryota; Metazoa; Chordata; Actinopteri; Moronidae. The record is from RefSeq and is a predicted model, not a curated record.